GUAAACUUUAACAUUAUUUCUAUUUAAGUUAUAAUCUUUUUAUACAACAUUAGUGAACAUUUUACGAUGUUUCUUGUUGUAAAAAUUAAAUCAGUACAUUAUUAUCAGUUUAAUUUUGUGAGAGCAACCAAUAUGGCAGUGUAUUCGAAAACUACCUUCUGCUCCUAUGGUGGAUAAUGAUGUUGUUAUAUAUCAGGAAUAAAUAUCUUAUUAAUGAUUUAUAAAAUGGUGAUGUGCUAAUAACAAAAAUACAUUAAAUAUUAUUCAUGUAUUAACAAAUACUUGAAUGUAUAUACAACCGGAAGAGCUGUACAACGCAAUCGAUCGGCCAUCACCGACUCUCAAUUGACCAAGUUUGAAUCUUGUAACGGUCGUGCAGGUAAAUGGAUGCAGUUUACCUUUACUACACCCACUCCUAACCUUCUGUGUGUUUAUAUUUAUGAUCUCUGAUUGCAUUAAUUAAAUUGUAUCCUGUGUAUAUCCGUAACACUGAUGACACACUUAUUUAAUUGUUAUUCACAGCAUCAGUUACUAAAUAAAAACUAAUAAUGGAGGAAACAAAUGACGUAUUAGUAUGUGCAACAGAAUUCAUAAAAGAUCGGCUUUAUUUUGUGACACUGCGGACAACAAUAAAACCAAAAAGUACUCCAAACACCCAUUAUUUCAGUAUUGACGAUGAAUUAAUUUAUGAAAAUUUCUAUGAUGAUUUUGGUCCAUUAAAUUUGGCUAUGCUAUAUCAUUAUUGCCAGAAGGUUAAUAGAAAACUUAAAGCAGUAACUUUAAAAAAGAAAAAAAUUGUACAUUAUACAACAACAGACCCUGGAAAAAGAGUUAAUGCUGCUUUCCUCAUUGGAAGUUAUUCUAUAUUGUAUUGUAAACGCACAGCAGAGGAAGCAUAUAACUGUUUGACAAGUAGCCCAAAUAGUCCACCAUUUAUUAUGUUUCGGGAUGCUUCUGUUGGUACACCAUGGUAUCAAAUAUCAUUAAGCGAAUGUCUUAGCGCUAUAUAUAAAUGUCAUAGACUUGGAUUUUUCAAUUUUCAAGAUUUCUGUGUUAAAGAAUAUGAAUAUUUUGAAAGAGUAGAAAAUGGAGAUUUAAAUUGGAUUGUCCCUGGCAAAUUCAUUGCAUUUUGUGGACCAUAUGCUAAAUUUAAGAUAGAAGAUGGAUACCCUCUUCAUGCACCAGAGUCAUAUUUUACAUAUUUCCGUUAUAACAAUGUUACUACUAUUAUACGACUUAAUAAAAAAAUUUAUGAUGCUUCAAUUUUCACAGAUGCAGGAUUUGAUCAUAAAGAUCUGUUUUUUGUUGAUGGUUCAACUCCAACGGAUUCAAUUAUGCGACAGUUUCUUAAAGUAGCAGAAAAAGCAUGUGGUGCUGUUGCUGUACACUGUAAAGCAGGACUUGGUAGAACUGGUUCUUUAAUAGGCUGUUACAUUAUGAAACAUUAUCAUCUAACAGCUCAUGAAACAAUAGCAUGGAUAAGAAUAUGUCGGCCAGGUUCUGUCAUUGGGCAUCAACAGGAAUGGUUAGAAAAGAAAGAAGCAUUUCUUCAUUCUUUAUUGAAAGAACCAUUACAAUGUCAGAAUGGAAAUCCAGUGCAUAAAUAUGGAAUAUAUUCUAUAAUUGGUAGACCUAAGUCAUCAUUUUUAUCUAAUUUAAAAGAUGGUCAUGUGGUACAAGAUAAUGUUUCGGGAAAAAUGCAUCGUGUCGAUGGAAUCACAUUUCAUGACUUCAAACGUACCACGGGUGCUAGUACAACGAAGUACACAGCUUUAACAGAGGGUGAUAAAUUGAAUCAACUCAAAGCUAAAAGAAAACGUUUGUUGACAAAUCAUACUCCUAUUAAUACAAGUACUGGACCAUCAACAGUAGUACACCCUUAUUUAAAACCAUUAUUACAAACAAGAAGUCAAAAAAGUGCAAUCAAUACAAUAGUAGGAAAUAAAGAGAAGGAUCCUACAAAAAAACUUGUUCCUAGACCAACUACAACUUUUACUAAAAGUUUUUCUUUUACUAAAUAUUAUAGAAAUUGGAUGGCCCGCAGUAAUACCUGUGAUCCACCUCCACGUCGUGUUAAGUCCACCAAAUCAGCAACACUCAUCAAUAAUAUCAAUAACAGCAGCAACAGCAGCAGCAGUAAUAAUACCAUCACCACCACCAGCAUCACUACUACCACUACUACGAUCACCACCACCACUACUACUACUACAACUACCACCACUACGAACAACAGUAAUACAUCUACCAGUAUUCCCGUUAUCUCAGUAUCUAUACCGAAACCGUCGGUAACAAAGGCCAAGAUGACAAAGCCUAUAAGAACUUCAUGCAUCGCAGAAACCCGUACUACAAAUGUGUCUACAAACAGUUCGGUCACGCAACCACAACAAGGCACAAAUAUGAUCCUCAGGUCUGCAGAUCGAGUAAAUCGCUAUCAUUCUUUAAGACAUGCACGCACGAGCAAAACUUAUAAAACUGCAUUUAUCAGAUGACUAACCGAUGUUCUAAGUGGCAUUGAAAAGGACAAUCCAGUAACUCAAGUCUCUCCACAGCGCAGAAGAUCUCAUCGUUUAAAUCCGACCAUUCAGUAAAAACAUUUUUUUGAUCUUCAAUCCACAAUUCAAACAGCUAUUGCUUUUAUCACGAUUAAUGAAGAAUAGUUAGAUCACUAAUCAUCAUCAACUUUUUCAAAGUAGUUAUUUUGUGCUUAUAGUUUGGAUUAUAAGUUUCUCAUGCGUAAAAAAUUGAUGGCCUACAAUGGUUUUUAAAGUUUUUUUUACAUUUUGCGAUGCGUUGAACGAUCGCGGAAAAAAUUAAUAUGCCUUUUUAUUAAUCGUACUUUUGCUACAUUAAAUUUCUGCUGGUCAGAAUAAAAAUGCUAUACAAAUAAUAAUUGAUCGUACAGCGUAUCGCUGUCCAGCAACAACCUUUAGUAUGCAGUAAAAAAUAGGUUAAAAUUCAGUUAAAUUGAAAAAUUGAACAUACUUGUUAUAAACAAAAAAUUAAAGUAUGCUGAAACUUAUAAUCCUAAUGUACAUGUAUUACUUAUAGUAUGUAAUUAAUAUGGUUCAUUUAUCUUUACACACGCAAGGUAAUAUUUGUAGAUAAACAUAAUACCUGCUCAUAUAACUAUUGAAUUAUAGAGGAAUGUUAUGUAUUAUACAGAUUUUUAAAUUUUGAGUUGACAAAAUAGUUUAUAAAAAAUCAUGUGACGCGUAUAAUAUACUUUACUAAGAAAUUGCAAUCAUAGUAUGAUGAAAGUAAAUUUAAUGUAUUAAAAAUGCUUGCAUAAUUAUUAUUAUGCAUAAUAAUUUUAACUGUGUCUUCAGAUUUCUUUUAUUUGAAAUGCAAAUUUUUAAAAAUAUUAUACUCUUUUACUUAAAGUUCUUCAUUGUUUUACAAUGAUUUUAAGACAAAACAUAUCAAGAAAUGUGAUUAAAAAUAACAUUAGAAUGUACAAAUAUUUU
This is a messenger RNA of Megachile rotundata (alfalfa leafcutting bee), 3464 nucleotides long. RefSeq names its product cell division cycle protein 14 (gene cdc14). The record is from RefSeq and is a predicted model, not a curated record. Gene Ontology annotation, biological process: protein dephosphorylation. NCBI's taxonomy places the organism in Eukaryota, Metazoa, Arthropoda, Insecta, Hymenoptera, Megachilidae.